GGCGGGACUUCCUCUCUAGACAAGUUCCGGCGGAAUCCGGAAGUUGGAGCUUUUCACUUCCUUGCCGGGUAGUUUGCUCGUUUUUCUGCUUGGGUUUCCUUGGUUUACUUAGGGAGGCUCCCGUGGGCUGCCUGCUCCACCCAUGGCGGGGGCCGCCCUCACUACGGCCUUCGGGCAGGCUGUGAUCGGGCCCCCAGGCUCUGGGAAGACCACGUACUGCCUGGGCAUGAGCGAGUUCCUGCGCGCGCUGGGGCGGCGCGUGGCGGUGGUGAACCUGGACCCAGCCAACGAAGGACUGCCUUAUGAGUGUGCUGUGGACGUGGGCGAGCUGGUGGGUCUGGGCGACGUGAUGGACGCGCUGCGUCUGGGGCCCAACGGUGGCCUGCUCUACUGCAUGGAGUACCUGGAAGCCAACCUGGACUGGCUGCGCGCCAAGCUGGAGCCCCUGCGAGGCCACUACUUUCUCUUCGACUGCCCCGGGCAGGUGGAGCUCUGCACGCACCAUACCGCCCUACGCAGCAUCUUCUCCCAGAUGGCUCAGUGGGACCUCAGGCUGACUGCCGUCCACCUCGUGGACUCUCACUACUGUACAGACCCGGGCAAGUUCAUCUCGGUGCUGUGUACCUCCCUGGCCACCAUGCUGCAUGUGGAACUGCCCCAUGUCAACCUCCUCUCCAAGAUGGACCUUAUUGAACACUAUGGAAAGCUGGCCUUCAAUCUGGACUACUACACUGAAGUCCUGGACCUCUCCUACCUGCUGGACCACCUGGCAUCUGACCCUUUCUUCAGUCACUACCGACAGCUCAACGAGAAGCUAGUACAGCUCAUUGAAGACUACAGCCUGGUCUCCUUCAUCCCUCUGAACAUCCAGGACAAGGACAGCAUCCAGCGAGUCUUGCAGGCUGUGGAUAAAGCCAAUGGCUACUGCUUUGGGGUCCAGGAGCAGCGAAGCCUGGAGGCCAUGAUGUCUGCUGCAAUGGGAGCUGAUUUCCAUUUUUCCUCCACUCUGGGCAUCCAAGAGAAGUACUUAGCAUCCUCGGACCAGACUGCAGAGCAGGAAGCCAUGCAGCUGUAACACAUGGGCCUGGAUAGCCAUGGGCAGCUCAGCGGGCUACGGAUCCAAAAACCAUGUCAGCCAGACCACAGGCUGGGAGGAAACUUCGUCCCUGCAAAGGACUUCUGAAUAAGAAGCCACACAUAGCACUCUUUGUAGUGCCUGGAAGCUCGGGCCCCACCCCCAGGAGGUGGGGACCAAACCUUAAGGAACAGCUGUACUUGGGCUGCAGUGGAUGGCAUUGCUAUGAUUUGAGAUGAUUUUCUAUUUUUUUGUGACCUUAAACUUUUCUUCAACCCUCUGGACCCAGGGAUUUGGAGAACAAAGAAAUGUCUUUGUCCUUCCAGA
Molecule: messenger RNA, 1402 nt
Organism: Grammomys surdaster
Lineage: Eukaryota; Metazoa; Chordata; Mammalia; Rodentia; Muridae
Gene: Gpn2
Product: GPN-loop GTPase 2
Exons: 5
Coding region: 143-1075 (310 amino acids)
Cellular component (GO): cytoplasm
Molecular function (GO): GTPase activity
Source: RefSeq, a predicted model, not a curated record